Molecule: messenger RNA, 3667 nt
Organism: Bufo bufo (common toad)
Lineage: Eukaryota; Metazoa; Chordata; Amphibia; Anura; Bufonidae
Gene: DCLRE1A
Product: DNA cross-link repair 1A
Exons: 10
Coding region: 89-2557 (822 amino acids)
Biological process (GO): interstrand cross-link repair; double-strand break repair via nonhomologous end joining; protection from non-homologous end joining at telomere
Molecular function (GO): damaged DNA binding; 5'-3' DNA exonuclease activity
Source: RefSeq, a predicted model, not a curated record
GGCGGAUGUGCGGACUGGGCCGGGGGAGAAUGGCCGGGAAAAGACCGAGGAGAUGACUGGAUCCUCGCGGCGCGGAGCGUGAGAAGCAAUGUCCGACAAUGAGGAUGAGAUCUGGGGUUAUAAAUCCAUCCGGAAACGCAGAGAUCGGAACGCGGAGGAAGCAGGAUGUCAGGAACAGGCGAGAAAAUCCCGGGAUAGUAAGAAGAGAAGUGCACAAAGGAAGACGAACCAGGUCCGGGCCCCCACUGCCCCCCAACUGUCCACACCGAAAAGAAACCAAGCUGAAACCGCGAACACCCCGAGCCCCGUCACCCCUCAAAACAGGAACAGCGGCCAUUGCCCCAGCUGCCAGAUGCCGUUCUCCAUAUUACUGGUGCAGACACCGCGAUGGCACGUGAGCGAAUGCUUGGACGCACCGCCAACCGCACAGACAGAAUGUCCGGACGGUGCGCGCUGCCGCUCGACUCUCCCGUCUCACUACAAGCGAUUCUCCCAUUUCCUUCUGGCACAGAGCCGGGCCCUGGAUCUGCCCCCGCUUUCUCCACCUCGUACCCCAGAUCCUGCUUUACUUAUUUUCAGCGGUUUGAGUCCAGCAAAAUCCAACACCUCAACCAGUAAGAAGAACACAAAGCUGAAGUCGCCCAAGUCGCAGUCCCCCGCCAGCUCCCAGGAGUCGGUGAGGAGGACGCCGCUGGAGGUCUGGCUCUCCUCACCAUCCAAAGCCUCUCAGGACUCCUUAUCCCAAGAAACCUCCAUCCAGGUCACUGCCGCUAAGAGUCCCCCUCUGCCCCAGCAAGACGAAGACAAGUGUGACAGGACCAUCUCCUUUUCUCCACUGGUCAGUGGUGAGGAGCUGUUCAGUGAAGAGGAGGGCGACCUGACAAUCCCAGGAAGGUCACCCCAUCCCAGAAGGUCACCUCCACAUAAGAAUGAAGCAGUAGAAACCCCCUCUCCGUGCAAUAUUAGCAGUGGCGGCACCUGUGAGUGGACUCGGCCCGGAGGAGAAGAGCUGCUGCUGGGUGCUGAUUAUUGGUCUGGGUGCGGCACCGCUGCCUCAGAUAUCCAUGACCACGGCCCCAAUAAUCGGCUCCUUCUACCUCAUAUUAAGACAGAAGGAGACGCAGCCUCAUCCCUCCAUGUGUUGCUCCCCCACCUGCAGCACCCAGUAAAGGCUGAGCGGCCUGCAGCACAUCUCCAGGAAGGACUGUCACAGGCCUCUCAGGCGAUGACAUCCUCGGCCAAAGCCAUGAAGCAAAUGGACAUUGGGGUUUUCUUUGGGUUAAAACCUAAAGCAUUGACCAAAAAGACUGAGGAACAGGUGCCUUUAAAAACCCAGACGUCCAUUGCCGUGUCCUCGCAGAACGUGAGACCAGCCCAGAAGAGGAAGGCAACUGGUUCUCUUGGCGAUUACGGUGGAGUUGUGGAAAAUGUUAGUGGGGUCCCAGUGCCGGCGGCUUCAGGAACCCAGAGAAGAGGUGGAAAGAGGUUUAGGCAGAACACUACCACCGAGGAGGGGGGGAGGGGGAAGAAGCAGUGCCCCUUCUACAAGAAGAUCCCAGGCACCGGUUUUACAGUGGACGCGUUCCAGUACGGUGAAAUAGAAGGCUGCUCUGCGUAUUUCCUCACCCACUUUCACUCGGAUCACUAUGGCGGUCUCACCAAGAAAUUCCGCUUUCCAAUUUAUUGCAGCAAGAUCACGGGGAACCUGGUGCAGAGUAAGCUGCGAGUAGAGAAGGAGUUCAUUACCUGCCUGCCCAUGUACAUGGAGUGCACCGUGGACGGCGUCAAGGUGGUGCUGCUGGACGCCAACCACUGCCCCGGGGCGGUUCUGCUGCUCUUCAUCCUCCCCAAUGGGACCUCGAUAUUACACACAGGAGACUUCCGCGCAGAGCCCUCAAUGGAGAGGUAUCCAGCGCUGCUUGGCCGUAAGAUCCACACCCUGUACCUGGACACCACGUACUGCAGUCCGGAGUACACCUUCCCCCCGCAGCAGGAAGCGGUGCAGUUUGCUGUGAAUGCUGCGUUUGAGAUGAUGACUCUACAUCCGCGAACGUUGGUGGUUUGCGGCACAUACUCUGUAGGAAAGGAGAGAGUGUUCUUGGCGAUCGCUGAUGUUUUGGGCUGUAAGGUUUGCAUGUCCCAAGACAAAUAUAAAACCAUGCAGUGUCUGGAGUCCGAUGAGAUCCGUGCACUGGUGACCACAGACUGGCACAGCACCGCGCUGCACGUCCUCCCCAUGAUGCAGGUUAAUUUUAAGGGUCUGAACGCCCACCUCAACAAGUUCUCUGGAAGAUACGACCGCAUCUUGGCCUUCAAGCCGACGGGAUGGACGUAUUCUGCGGGCUGCGGUUCAGUGGCCGAUAUCCGGCCGGACAUUCGAGGAAAAGUGACCCUCUAUGGGAUCCCCUACAGCGAACACAGCAGCUUCUCCGAGAUGAAGAGAUUUGUGCAGUUUAUAAAACCUCAGAAAAUCAUCCCGACCGUCAAUAUGGGGAACUGGAAAUCCCGCACGACCAUGGAGAAGUACUUUGCUGAAUGGCUCUCGGGGUCUCGAUGAGGAAAGCUUCCGUAACGUCUUCUAUGAAUGUACCCGCACUUUACUGACCCGACUGCGCAGAGACUUUAUGACGUGGACACGUGAACUACAGGGGGUCUCCGGGGUUAUGGAACUAAAUCUCUGUGUGAUGGGAAGUUCUGCAGCUUUCUAAUGGGCUCAGAGCUUCAGAUCUCUAAGAGCUCUGCUUGCUGUUAAUGAAUGUCAGCAUUGUGAAAAUCGGAGGAUUUUAUAAACUGGAUGCUAUUGUAACAAACCCCCAGCUGUGAAUGCAUUUGGGUAUGUGCAGGUUUUCCACCUCUGGAUGCAAAUAGUGGAGAUUUAUUAAUGUUGCCCUUUAAAUGAGAUGGGCAGAGGCACCCCCAUUGCCCCCCUUCCCCCCACCCGCAUGGGUGUGGGAACCUCUUUCUUCCUCUGCGUGAAAUUCGCACGUUUUUGGGGUGGUAUAUAUUGGGGUCACAUGCUUAAUUUUCUUCCUAUAGUGACAUCUAUGGUUAAACGCCUGAAAAACCGGCACCCUCGGAUCAUCGUGUUUUAUGCGGCAUUAAUAAUUUCCUAUUGGCCAGCAUGAAGGUGCGCAGCCGCUGUGAUGUCGCUUCUUGGCUGGUUUACUUUUUGUCACGUUCUACUUGUUAAAUUUGAAAAGUUCCCUUUCACUGACUGCAAGCAGAACUCUUAUAACUUGUAAGGGCCAGAAGGCAUAUUAGAAAAUUGCAGGACUUCUUGUUAUACGGGGAUUGAGGUCUUAUGUUUUUUUUAUAAAUGUCGAUCAUACAGAAAAAUUUGUUCUCCAUAAGUCAACACCUCGGGCCGAGCAGCAGUGACUAAAGGGACGGCCGCAUCAUGGACCCCGCUGUGGUUACCCCAGUGUAGCGCUGUCUUACCAUCCUCCACUAGGUGGCGCUGCUGCUUCCACAGACGGGCCCCGGCUGAAUCAUGUGUUCUCCACACUAUGUAUUACAGCAGGUGACGGCCUCGCUUCUUCUGGUCUUACAGCGUAGGAUCCACCACGACUGCUCAAUGUUAAUAAUAAUAUUAUAUGUAUUAUCUAAUGUAAACGUGUAACUAUCUAAUUAAAUAAAGCUCUAAUGAGAUCAUGUGGGGUUUUAAUAA